Molecule: messenger RNA, 795 nt
Organism: Knipowitschia caucasica
Lineage: Eukaryota; Metazoa; Chordata; Actinopteri; Gobiiformes; Gobiidae
Source: the annotation of a GenBank genome assembly
AUGCUAGAGGGUGAACUGUUUCUCAUGGCGGGAAGAAUGCUGGGCCAUUGUUUCCUCUACGGAGGGCCUGGUUUCCCUGGUCUGAGUCCUGCCAUAAAGCAUGUACUGUCUGGUGGCUCCAUUGAAACUGCUACUGUUGUAGUAGAGGACUGUCCUGACUUGGACCUGAGAGAUACUAUUGAUCUUCUGAAGAAAACUGACCUUAAAGAAGAGGAACGGCAAAACCUGGUUAAUCUCUGUCUUGCUUGGGAUUUGCCUCUUCCUACUAAAGACAACAUUAAAUGGCUCCAUGAGAAGCUCCUCCUUCAUGCGGUUUUAGGUCGGGCAUCCAAACAAAUAAAACAGAUUCGAAAAGGGCUGAAAGAAACGGGUAUCUGGCCUUUACUCUGUGAGAGAGAUGAUGUGGUGAAAUUGUUUUUCCCAUCAGAAGUUGAUGCAGAGAUCACAGCGGAGAUGAUUCUUUCGCCGAUUCAAUGGCCAAUUCCAAGCACAGAUUCUGACUCGGAUGACGAAGAUGACUGCUCUGUUGAAGAGAUAACUCGUACCUGUGACUAUUUAAAGACUUACGUUAAUCAAGCUUCUUCGGAAAAAAGGAAAAGUCUUCUCAAGUUCUGGGUGGGCUGGGAAGUCCCUCAAACUCGGCUUACUGUUAAAGUCCAACGUGGCCAGUUUCCUAGAUCCAUGACGUGCAUGGACACCAUCAAGUUACCGUCACAUUACAAAACCUACCAAGAGUUUGAAAAAGACUUGGAUGCGGUCAUUGCAACCUGUGACACCGGUUUUGGAUUGCCUUGA